CCCUGCGUGAAUCGGCCGCGUGCUCGCGCUUUAACAAGUCAUGCAGAAUAAAUUCGUCGCCUGCAGAGCAGUGCCAAAAGAAGCAGGAUACGGAUCCGGAAUGGAAGAGUAGCUGAUACAUACACCUGACCCGUGCGUGUCAUGGGGAACUGCUGGACACAAUGUUUUGGGCUUUUUAGAAGGGAAGCAAAAAGGAUACAAAGAGGAGGAGGGUCAAAAUACUUCAAAAGCAGCACAGCUGGGGAACACUACACCAUUGAGUUUGAGAACCUUGUUGAGAGCGAUGAGGGUGAGAGCUCACAAAGCUGCUCCAGACCCAUCAGUGAAGAGGAGAUCAGUCACUUGAAGGAGCAGCGCUAUGCUGCCAUCUCAGACAAACAGGCGCUGAUCGAUGAAAAGCUGAAUGCAGAGUUAUUGGCAGAAGAGAAGUUAAGGCUAGAAGAGGAGGCUGUUUUUACAGCUCAGCACGAGGCAGCACGGCUCGCUAUGGAACGAAAGCUAAAGGAGGGGAAGCAGCAGCAGCCGCAGAGGACCAAACCCAGAUCAGACCCAAAGAGCAGUGACCCUCAGCACAAAACGUUGUCAAAUGCAGAGUUCGAGGUGUACCUGCAGAGUGUGAAGGCUCAAUCUGAAGCCUUUCGCUGUAACAGACUCAGCUUUGAAACGAAUGUGGUGACCCCGAACACAGAGAGCAGCUGGGACUUCACCAGUAAGACUGACGCCACCUCACUGGACCUGGAAUGGGAGGAUGAGGAGGGUGAGUGA
Carassius carassius (crucian carp) is the source of this 765-nucleotide messenger RNA. Its product is annotated as AP-1 complex-associated regulatory protein-like. Gene Ontology annotation, biological process: negative regulation of substrate adhesion-dependent cell spreading; negative regulation of cell motility; regulation of Arp2/3 complex-mediated actin nucleation. NCBI's taxonomy places the organism in Eukaryota, Metazoa, Chordata, Actinopteri, Cypriniformes, Cyprinidae. Bases 142 to 765 code for a protein of 207 amino acids. Gene Ontology annotation, molecular function: AP-1 adaptor complex binding. The transcript has 9 exons. The record is from RefSeq and is a predicted model, not a curated record.